AUGAAUCCUGCCGCGAUGAGCACCGGGAGCGCUGAAUACUCCGCAGCCGCGAUUCCUGGCUCGUCGGACUCUCCGCCCUACAAUGGCCCGGAGCUCUUGCAUGUCCUGACGGAACUGCCACGUCAGCUCAACCGCAUGCUGUCGUUGAACUCCGGUUUCUCGCCUGCCGCUUCAUCAUCGUCAGCUGUUUGGUCAGUACCAGAGUUCCGGGGCUUCAAGGGCGAUGUUUUCCUGUGGAUCGACAAAAUUAAUUCUCUCGGCACCGUCCAUGCUUGGCCGGACCAUCACAAACGGCUGGUGGCCAUCGACCACCUUCGCGGUGCGGCCAAGACGAAGGCGGAUCUGCGUACAUCACAGCACGCACUGGCGGAACGUGAGAAUGUUUCCAACUUGCCGGGAGACCUCUCUCCAGAAGCCGCCACGGCGAAGAUCAACCUGCCAGUGCAGCACAAGUCUCCUGCUGACCUCAACCGGCUGUAUUUUGCCACGGUGCGUAGCACGGUGAAGCCAGUCUCGGGUGGCCAGAACCACUUCUUCACCAUCGACGAUGAGCUGGUCUACGAGAGCUUCUACGCCGACUUCGGACCUCUCAAUCUUGCCAUGCUGUAUCGUUACUACAUCAAAUUGCAGAAGAAGCUCAAUUCGUAUGCCCUGGCCCAGAAGAAGAUAAUUCACUACACAACCAGCGACGCGAAAGAAGCGGGUCAACGCGGCCUUUUGAUGGGCUCCUAUUCGGUAAUCUUCCUGAAGCGGUCUGCUGAGCAGGCUUACAAGUCCCUGUGUGCAGGCAUCAUCACGCCAUACAUUUCCUUCAGAGAUGCGUCCUUUGGGCCGUGCACAUACAACCUGAGCUUACUCAACUGUCUGCGGGCCGUCGAGAAGGCGGUUCUUCACAAAUUCCUCGACUUCGAGACAUUUGACGUGGAAGAGUACGAGUACUACGAGCGCGUCGAGAAUGGUGACCUCAACUGGAUCGUGCCCAACAAGUUCAUUGCCUUCUGUGGUCCCCAUCCCAAGAGCAAAAUUGAAAACGGCCACCCGUUCCACUCUCCGGAGACGUACUUUCCGUACUUCCGCAAGCACAACGUCAGCACGGUGGUUCGGCUCAACAAGAAGAUAUACGACGCACGCCGCUUUGCCGACCAGGGUUUUGAGCACAAGGACCUGUUCUUUGUAGACGGCUCUACGCCCAGUGACGCCAUCAUGCGGGAAUUUAUCGAAAUCAGCGAGAACACCCCCGGUGCCAUCGCAGUCCACUGCAAGGCCGGCCUUGGCCGCACGGGUACCCUGAUAGCGUGCUACAUCAUGAAGCACUACCGCUUCACGGCAGCCGAGGCCAUCGCCUGGAUUCGUAUCUGCCGGCCGGGCUCCAUCAUCGGACAUCAGCAGCACUGGCUCGAAGAGAAGCAGCAUUACCUGUGGCUACAGGGCGACCUGUACCGGUCGCAGCUUAGCAGCAGCCAGCAGCACGCCAACAACGUCAACAACAACCAGGCUUCCCUGGGCAACACGGGAACCACGACCACGGGCGGCACGCGGCGCUCGCUGUCGCCCCACAACCGCAGCGUGUCCCCGCCGGCCGUGACGAGCAACAACCGGCGGGGGUCGCCCCGGCGUGCCAUGGCGUCCGACACGGAGGGCACGGUCAGCCACAUUCUGGGCCGCUUCCACUUGACCGACAAGAGGACGCAGCAGCAGCAGCAGGUGGACCGAGCCAACAACAACACGAUGGCGGGUGACUCGGAGGAAGACCUUACCCAGGGCGACAAGCUGAUGCGCAUCAAGGCACAGCGGAGACAUCCGCGCUCCCUCACAGCUAGCGCUGCACUCGCUGGUGAGGAGGGCCGCCCGCAGCGGCGAGCGUCUUCUCAGGCCCCUGAAGGGUGGAGGGGUGCGGGGGCACCCCCAUGUCGCCCCCGGGGGGACCCUUCGCACCAUCCGUAG
Molecule: messenger RNA, 1944 nt
Organism: Rhipicephalus sanguineus (brown dog tick)
Lineage: Eukaryota; Metazoa; Arthropoda; Arachnida; Ixodida; Ixodidae
Product: dual specificity protein phosphatase CDC14A-like
Exons: 12
Coding region: 1-1944 (647 amino acids)
Biological process (GO): positive regulation of cytokinesis; regulation of exit from mitosis; cilium assembly
Cellular component (GO): spindle pole; nucleolus; kinociliary basal body
Molecular function (GO): protein serine/threonine phosphatase activity; protein tyrosine/serine/threonine phosphatase activity
Source: RefSeq, a predicted model, not a curated record